AUGAAGAAGGUCCUUAGUCUCCUUCCUCUAGCCCUUGUCAUACCAGCAAUCCUCGCAGCGCCAGCCGAGGACACACAAGUCGUUCUUGGUGGGACUAGCCAUGUUCAGAGCGGUCUCUUCCCCCUACCGGAUGCCGAGAGUGUGCAUCAAUGGUUUGAAAAUGGGAAGGAGUUCAUCAAGCAACACGGCUUAACCUAUGAGCUGGUUCAGCACCCUCAUUUCAGUGAUUAUAAGCUCAGGGUCACGGAGCCCAAGCUUUGUGACCCUUCGGUGAAACAGUACUCCGGUUACCUUGAUAUUACCGAUGAUAAGCACCUGUUCUUCUGGUUCUUUGAGUCACGCACCUCUCCCGAAGAUGCGCCCCUUGUAAUGUGGCUUAACGGCGGCCCAGGAUGUAGCUCGUCUACUGGCCUUCUGUUCGAGCUUGGUCCCUGUAACAUCGCCGACGAAGGCGCCAACACGACGUUUAACCCCCACAGCUGGAAUACUCACGCGAACAUCAUCUUCCUUGACCAACCUAUUAACGUUGGAUAUUCGUACUCUGAAGAUGGCAGUACCGUCGACUCGAGUCCUGUUGCUGGAAAGGAUGUUUAUGCCUUCAUGGAACUCUUCCUCAGCCGCUUCCCCGAGUACUCUUCUCAACCUUUCCAUCUCGCCGCCGAGAGUUAUGGUGGCACCUAUGUUCCGAACAUUGCAAAUGUCAUCUACACCGAGAAUCAACAGCUUCCUCUUUCGCCCGAUGCUAGACUUAUCAAGAUCAACCUCGCCUCUGUUAUGAUAGGCAAUGGAAUGACCGACAACUACGUCCAAAUGGCAUCGAUACCCGACUAUCUCUGCGAAGGACCGUACCCGAUCUAUGAUGACCCCGAUGGUGCACAAUGCGCUGCCUUGAGGACCAAAGUGCCUACCUGCCAGAGGCUGAUUCAAUCUUGUCGUAGUUUUAACUCUCGCUUAACCUGCGUACCUGCUGCAUUGUAUUGCAACUCUCAGCUUUACGCUCCCAUCCAACAGUCCGGCCUCAACCCUUACGAUGCGCGUAUUAAAUGCGAUCGUGAGAAAGAUGGUCCUCUAUGCUACCGUCAGAUGGGUUGGAUUGAGACUUAUAUGAACGAUCCUGAGGUCAAAGCUGCUCUUGGUGUGAAUCCGCAGCGCGAUUUCGAGUCCUGUAACAUGGCUGUCAAUCAGGCGUUUAUGCUUCAGGGUGACUCGAUGCAUAAUACACCGCUAUUACUGACAGAUAUGAUCAAUGAUGGCGUCAGGCUCUUGAUCUAUGCUGGUAAUGCGGAUAUGAUGUGCAAUUACAUGGGAAACGAACGCUGGGUUGAGCAACUUGACACUAUCUUCUCGGAGGAGUUCUCUACCGCUGCGACUGAGCAGUGGGUAACAAUACGUUCUGGAAAGGUCGCUGGUACUGUCCGGUCUGCCGGUGGCGGUGGUUCUGGCGCUGGAAACGUAACCUUCGUUACCGUUUACGAAUCUGGGCACAUGGUUCCUUAUGACCAACCUGAAGCCGCCUUGGAUAUGAUGACGAGGUGGAUCUUGGACAUCCCGCUCACGCUCGAUAUCACGGAGGCAGCGCCUCUCAUGCCCUUCGGAGGAAUAUAAAUCGAACGUCCAUCUCAGACAACCUAAGGCGCCUUGUAUUAUUAGAUAAUGGGCCUUACUUAUCGCACUCAUGUGCACUUGACACUAGAGCCCAAUUGGGCUGUUGCGACUUUCUCACUGCAUCACCGUGACACGUUGUAUCGAAUGUUCGUCUAGAACGUCAUUUCAAUUGAUUCAACCUGCUCCUCAUGUUUCGGUUAUGAGAACCAACCCCUGCUUUCAAC
This is a messenger RNA of Suillus subaureus, 1829 nucleotides long. Its product is annotated as Alpha/Beta hydrolase protein. The record is from RefSeq and is a predicted model, not a curated record. The coding region runs from base 1 to 1605 and encodes 534 amino acids. Gene Ontology annotation, molecular function: serine-type carboxypeptidase activity. The transcript is spliced from 8 exons. Gene Ontology annotation, biological process: proteolysis. Gene Ontology annotation, cellular component: fungal-type vacuole. NCBI's taxonomy places the organism in Eukaryota, Fungi, Basidiomycota, Agaricomycetes, Boletales, Suillaceae.